Molecule: messenger RNA, 1650 nt
Organism: Penicillium maclennaniae
Lineage: Eukaryota; Fungi; Ascomycota; Eurotiomycetes; Eurotiales; Aspergillaceae
Product: cleavage polyadenylation factor subunit CLP1
Exons: 3
Coding region: 1-1650 (549 amino acids)
Biological process (GO): tRNA splicing, via endonucleolytic cleavage and ligation
Cellular component (GO): nucleus; mRNA cleavage factor complex
Molecular function (GO): polynucleotide 5'-hydroxyl-kinase activity
Source: RefSeq, a predicted model, not a curated record
AUGUUAAACAGCCCGGAGCUAUCCAGCUCAGCGCAUUAUCCAUCUUCGACCGGUUCCCUCCCCCAAUUUCUCCCUGUUCUUCUCUGGAAAAUUGAAAGGAGUGAUGCAAUGUCGCUCCCAGGGUUAGAAUUGACACAACCCUCGGAGGAGAGGCAGCUCGCCGUAGCGCCGCCAUCGCAAAUUUCCUUGAACCCUGGCUCAGAGUGGAGAUUCGAAGUCGCAUUUGGGCACCUCGUUAAAGUGAAGCUUCUUAGUGGCACAGCAGAGCUCUUCGGAACGGAGCUCGCACAAUUGCAGACAUACACCUUCCACGGGACGAAAGGCGCAAUCUACACAUGGCAUGGCUGUGAGUUGGAAGUCAGCGCCGGAGAGACGGUUGCUUUGUCGACUGAUGGUCUUACGACGACGGCCGGACACGGCGCCGGCGGCUGCCAGAAGACUUUGCGAGAAGAGGCCCAGUCGGUAGGCAAGGAUGGCCCUCGUGUUUUGUUGCUGGGUCCUGAGAACGCCGGCAAAACCAGCCUGGCCAAGAUCUUGACAGCCUACGCUGUUAAGGUCGGUCGCCAGCCGCUGGUGGUCAACCUGGACCCGACCGAGGGCAUGCUCAGUGUCCCUGGAACCUUGACUGCAACUGCUUUCCGGACGAUGCUGGACAUUGAGGAAGGUUGGGGCAGCAGUCCCAUGUCUGGGCCGAGCCCUGUGCCAGUGAAACUUCCGCUGGUUUAUAGUUAUCCGAUGCCCAAUCCGCUCGACGCUGAAGGCGUAAUUUACAGGCCCAUUGUGUCUCGCCUGGCACUUUCAGUAACAGGCCGUAUGGCUGAGGAUGAAGACGCACGCGAGGCAGGGAUCAUCGUCGAUACGCCAGGCAUCCUGAGCAGCGGCAAACCAGGAAGUCUCGAGCUGAUCAAUCACAUCGUGACCGAAUUCGCCAUCACGACGAUACUGGUCAUUGGUUCUGAGCGCCUCUACAGCGCCAUGGUCAAGCAGUACGACGACAAGCCUAGUUCUAGCGCCACGGCGGCCGUCUUCGACGAACGCGUCUCCGUCGUGAAGCUGUCCAAGUCGGGCGGCUGUGUUGACCGCGACGCCGCUUUCCACAAAGCAACGCGCGAAUCGCAAAUCCGUUCUUACUUCUUCGGCAACCCAAUUGCUACCACCGGCACAUCAGCGCUUUCCCUCUCCUCAUCUUCCGCCGUUACUCUCUCCCCUCAUGCUCAGCAACUCGAUUUCGCCGCUCUCCCGGUCUACAGCUACACCGAUACAUCGGCAGACGACGAAGACGAAGACGAGUACGACCCUUCUCAACUCGACUCUUUCCUUCCAGGUGGGGGCUCAGAAGACUACACGCCCCAAGAACUCGACAACGGCACAUACCACCCCGGCAUGGGCGACGCGAACCACACACCACAGAGCAACGUCCCGUUAAAGAGGAUCCUGCCGCCCGCUCCCUCCACCCUCGCCAAUACCCUUCUUGCAAUUACCAAUGCUCCCACCACAGCAUCACCCUCCGAAGUCCGCGACGCUAGCAUCAUGGGCUUCCUCUAUGUCGCUGACGUCGACGCUGACAAGGGUAAGAUCCGUGUGCUCGCCCCAGUUGGUGGACGCGUCCCACCGCGCGCAAUCAUCUGGUCUCAAGCGUUUGCCCGGUGA